AUGCAUGCAAAGCACCAUGACCAGGAAUCUGUGCAUAUGGAGAUGGUCCUUAUUCUCAUUGCAAAUUUGGUAGUAGCCCAGAUUGUACUUGUUUAGUGGAAGCAAAGGCACUGUAGGUCAUACAAUCUGGUAACCCUGCUGCAGACGUGGAUUGUUCCUUUGUAUUUCAUCAACCAAUUCCUGUGGUGGUUUCUGGCCAUGUGGGGAAUGUACUCGGUUAUUACCAGUUACAUCACUUUCAGAGCUACCCACAAACCUCUCUCAGGAAGGACCCCUUCAGUCCUUCUUUAAAGAAAAUGGUUCCUCCUUAUCUAUAAACUAAGUUAUGCAAUUGGAAUUAUGAGCUGUUUAGCUAUCACGUUUACUAUGUUUGGAUUUAAUUUAUUCUUUGAAAUGAAGACUGAAGAGUUCAUGGAUUUAAGUGUGAUAUUGCUAUUUUGACUCUACGAUGGAGUGAUGGGAAGAGACUUUGCACCAAUUUGUUUUGACUACAUGGCUUCCACUGUCAGCUGCUGCCCCUGCGCAUGCACUGCCAACACCCAGGAUUGGAGCAGGAUCAAAGCUGUAGAAGUUGUCACAAAAAUAACGUUCGCCCGUGCCUCAGCGAAAGCUACAGCCCAGGACACUUAUGCAGCACUGGAAACUCUGCUAGCUGUGUAUCCACCACCCAUAGAACUACAGAGCAAUAAUGGCCCUCGCUUCCACAAUCAUCUUGUGUAUGACUGGACCAUGAAACAUAGCAUGUUACGGACAUAUCACUGCCCAUACCAUCCACAGUCUAAUGAAUUGGUAGAAUGA
Messenger RNA from Alligator sinensis (Chinese alligator), 798 nucleotides. RefSeq names its product ring finger protein 175 (gene RNF175). The record is from RefSeq and is a predicted model, not a curated record. Gene Ontology annotation, cellular component: Golgi membrane; endoplasmic reticulum membrane. Lineage: Eukaryota; Metazoa; Chordata; Crocodylia; Alligatoridae. Gene Ontology annotation, molecular function: nucleic acid binding; ubiquitin protein ligase activity; metal ion binding. Gene Ontology annotation, biological process: DNA integration.